Molecule: messenger RNA, 999 nt
Organism: Ostreobium quekettii
Lineage: Eukaryota; Viridiplantae; Chlorophyta; Ulvophyceae; Bryopsidales; Ostreobiaceae
Source: the annotation of a GenBank genome assembly
AUGAAGGAUGGAGACCCAGCAUCGGAUUGGGGACACCUGACCUUCCAAGUACUGGAGUGUGUGAAGGAUGUGUUGGAAAGGGGCAACAUGGGGAGCACGUGUCUAAUCAAACCUGCACGCCUUGUGAACCGGCACUGGCACCGGUGGGCAACAGAUGCCGUCACCGCCCUCACCCUCUCCAAAGAACCGUUCAUGGCACGUGUGGUUGGCAAAUUCACGAGACUGCAGUGCCUGACCUUCGCCAGGGGUUUUAGAGGCAUCGGCGAGCAUGCCGUGGCCAGCCUGGCAAUUUUUGACCACCUUGUGGAUCUGGAUUAUCGAUGUUUGGACGUCAACGACAAGGUUCUGCCGCAUCUGGGCGCACUGACGGCACUCACGCGCCUCCGACUCUGUGGCUACUUCGCCGUCACAGACGAGGCGCUGCUGGCCCUGCGGCAACUCACCGGACUCAAGCAACUGGGCUUGAUGAACUUCUAUCAGAUCACCGACAAUGGCCUCAGCCAUGUGGGACAGCUGUCGGGCCUCAAGCACCUGACCAUUUCCGACGCCUGGGGAAUCACCGGCACGGGGCUGGCCCACUUGACCAAGCUCUCUUCCAUGACCUGGGUCCACUUUUCAAACUGCAAUGUCACAGACGAUGGCUUGCGCAAUGUGGGCAAGCUGACUGCCAUCCACCACCUGGCCCUCCCCGGCUGCACCAGGUUUUCGGACAGGGGCCUGGAGCACUUGCUGAGCCUGAGAUCUCUCACCCACCUAGAUUUGACAGACUGCGAGCACUUCACAGACGACGGCCUGCAGCACGUGGCCAAGCUGGCAGCCCUCAAGAGGGUGGUCCUGAUCAGGUGCCGCCAGAUCACGGAGGUGGGGGAGGCCCACAUGAGGGGGCUGGCUGCAGAGUGCGUGUGGGAGGCGGAGGACAGGAGCCAAAGGCCGCUGGCGGCUCCCAUGAAGCGGGGUUGGUGGUGGAGGCGCGUGAAGAGGAGCCGGAGGAGGAGGUAG